AUGGGUUCCAUCGAGCAAUCCAAUCUUCCAUCGGACUUCCUCUGGGGUUUUGCAACGGCGGCAUACCAGAUUGAAGGAGCUGCAAAGGAAGAUGGCCGCGGUCCAUCGAUCUGGGAUACCUUCUGCAAGAUCCCGGGCAAGAUUGCCGGCGGUGGUUCUGGUGAUGUAGCUUGCGACUCGUAUCACCGCACACACGAGGAUAUUGCCUUGUUGAAAGAAUGCAACGCUAAGGCAUAUCGAUUCUCUCUGUCAUGGUCCCGCAUUAUUCCCCUCGGUGGCCGAAACGAUCCCGUCAACAAGAAAGGCAUUGAGUUCUACCAGAAGUUUGUGGAUGAUCUGAUUGAUGCUGGCAUCACUCCUUUGAUCACCUUGUUCCAUUGGGAUCUGCCAGAUGAGCUCGACAAGCGAUACGGUGGGCCUCUCAACAAGGAGGAGUUUGUGGCCGACUUUGCAAACUACGCCCGCUUGGUGUUCGAGGCCUUCGGAUCCAAGGUCAAGUAUUGGAUUACUUUCAACGAGCCUUGGUGCAGCAGUGUUCUUGGAUAUAACAAUGGUUCUUUUGCACCUGGACACACCAGCGAUCGUACCAAGAGCCCUGUGGGCGAUAGCUCAACCGAGCAGUGGAUUGUCGGACACAGUUUGCUGGUUGCUCACGGAGCUGCAGUGAAGAUAUACCGUGAUGAAUUCAAGCAGAGAGACGGUGGUGAGAUUGGCAUUACACUCAACGGUGACUGGGCCGAGCCUUGGGACCCAGAAAACCCAGCUGAUGUGGAAGCCUGUGACCGAAAGAUCGAGUUCGCCAUCUCAUGGUUCGCCGAUCCUAUCUACCAUGGCAAAUACCCCGACAGCAUGGUCAAGCAACUUGGCGACCGUCUACCAACCUGGACCCCAGAGGACAUUGCACUGGUCAAGGGCAGCAACGACUUCUACGGUAUGAACCACUACUGCGCGAACUUCAUCCGUGCCAAGACGACAGAGCCGGAACUCAAUGAUGUCGCUGGUAACUUGGAUAUCCUGCUCGAGGAUAAGAAUGGAGUUAGUGUCGGGCCUGCCACACAAUCCCCUUGGUUGCAGCCGUCCGCCAUCGGAUUCAGGAAACUGCUCAAAUGGCUCAGUGAGCGGUACGGCUAUCCCAAGAUCUAUGUCACAGAGAAUGGCACUAGUGUCCUGGGUGAAAAUGACAUGCCGCUGGACGAACUGCUCAACGAUGAGUUCCGCGCGAAGUAUUUCCGGGACUAUAUUAGUGCUAUGGCUGAUGCGUAUACCCUCGACGGUGUCAAUGUGCGGGCAUACAUGGCUUGGAGUCUUCUAGACAAUUUCGAAUGGGCUGAAGGCUACGAGACUCGUUUCGGUGUGACUUACGUCGAUUAUGAGAACGAUCAGAAGCGAAUCCCGAAGAAGAGUGCUAAGGAGAUUGGCAAGGUCUUUGACCGGCUGAUCCAGAAGGCCUGA
This is a messenger RNA of Penicillium bovifimosum, 1452 nucleotides long. RefSeq names its product glycoside hydrolase family 1 protein. Gene Ontology annotation, biological process: carbohydrate metabolic process. Bases 1 to 1452 code for a protein of 483 amino acids. Lineage: Eukaryota; Fungi; Ascomycota; Eurotiomycetes; Eurotiales; Aspergillaceae. The record is from RefSeq and is a predicted model, not a curated record. Gene Ontology annotation, molecular function: beta-glucosidase activity. The transcript has 4 exons.